Messenger RNA from Malassezia japonica, 447 nucleotides. RefSeq lists its product as uncharacterized. The record is from RefSeq and is a predicted model, not a curated record. The coding region runs from base 1 to 447 and encodes 148 amino acids. The transcript has a single exon. NCBI's taxonomy places the organism in Eukaryota, Fungi, Basidiomycota, Malasseziomycetes, Malasseziales, Malasseziaceae.
AUGGUGGCGAGCAUGUGGCGGUUUUCGGGCGUGUUUGUCGUGAUGACGACGGUGUUUAUGCUGUGUACAAUGCAAGUCACAGCGCAAAAUACGCCGAUCCAGUCGCCGACAAACGCCUACUUUACCCCCUCGCAGACCUACACGCCGAUCACCACGUUGCAAUCUGUGACAAACGGCAAGCCGAUGACUAUUUCUGGUGUGGGCCCUGACCUCUCCACGAACCCGUAUACCUGGAACUACACUGCCCCCCAGUCGACGCUCGAUCCGACGACGAAUCCCGCGAUCAUGUCGAGCCUCGCCAAAGCCGGUGUGCCGGUCGGUCCGAGUGUGAGCAACCUGCAGCCGGACCCUGCGAACCUGCAGACGGCCGGUGCGAUGGCGCAUACGGUCAACUACGCGCUGCUGGCCCUUGCGGCCGUGCUAGGCGUGGCCGCCGCGCGGCUCUAA